This is a messenger RNA of Nezara viridula (southern green stink bug), 1100 nucleotides long. The record is from the annotation of a GenBank genome assembly. Lineage: Eukaryota; Metazoa; Arthropoda; Insecta; Hemiptera; Pentatomidae.
GGACUUAUGUCUUAAUAUGUUUGAAGUAGCUUUGGAUUCUCUAAUGUUUUUUUAUAGACCAAGUUACAAAUGUUGGUUUUUCAGAUGAAUAAUAGUUUUCUCUCAAUUUGUCAUUAGGAUUAAUCAGUUAUGGAUAUUGAUCAUUCAACUUUACCUAAGCAUUCAAAUAAAAAUGUUUAUUUUCUUCUCAGUUUUCGAAAACUCUGUAUUUUUACUGUCUCUUUACCACUUUUCACUCUCAUAGUUUGUUUUAUUUUUGCUUAUAUUUUUCAACAAAGUGAAAUACAUGAGACACACUGCAGAGUUUAUAAUAUAAUUCCAUCAAUUAGUGCAAUUACUGGUAUAAGCCCUGAACGAUACUUAUGGAGAAUAUCGAUAGCAUUGCAUCUUGGUCCAAGAUUCCUAAUUUCAGAGGUUUACAACAACUAUUAUUCUAAACUGAUUGGAGAUAUAACUCCUAUCAGUGAACGACAAAGAUACCUAAAAUUUGUCAAACUUUGUUAUUGGCUGAGCCUAACAGAAAUAUUAUCUUUAGUUGGAGUUACAUAUAUAUCUAAUCAAGAUAACUACCCUCUCCAUGAAAAAAUUUUUAUAACAUUCAUGAUUAGUUCUCUGAUAUAUAUGCUUGUAUCAUUGAAGAUUUUUCAACGUACACAUCCAGUCAUGACCAAAUCACAAUUCAGGUCUUAUUCAAUCAAGAAGGUACUAUUCCUGUUAUCAAUAAUAUGUACUUUGGGGCUUGUGGUCUUUUUUAUGAAACAUAGGCUGUUUUGUCAUGAUUUGGCGUUUAGCUGGUUUGCUUUGUGUGAAUACAUCAUCGCUUCUGCCAAUAUGGGGUACCAUAUUACCGUUUUUUUGGACUUUCCAUCAGAACAUAUAAUUAUAACUCAUCCUGAUUGUCUUUCUAAAGUAACAAAGACCAAUUGAUUGACUGCUUUUAGAUCAUAAUAUUUGAACUCUAUAUUUGGUUUUGUAAUGACUGUAUGUUAUCUGUGAUGUGACCAUUUUGUAAUCUUAGUGCUUAGUUUGAAUGAUAUUAAUUGUUUCUUUACCUGUGUUAAGAUUAUCAGUCAUAAUUUAUUGAUUUAUAAAUAUUUAUA